Messenger RNA from Anoplophora glabripennis (Asian longhorned beetle), 893 nucleotides. It is a transcript of the gene p23, whose product is annotated as co-chaperone protein daf-41. The record is from RefSeq and is a predicted model, not a curated record. The transcript has 4 exons. Bases 96 to 605 code for a protein of 169 amino acids. Gene Ontology annotation, molecular function: protein-folding chaperone binding; Hsp90 protein binding. NCBI's taxonomy places the organism in Eukaryota, Metazoa, Arthropoda, Insecta, Coleoptera, Cerambycidae. Gene Ontology annotation, biological process: chaperone-mediated protein complex assembly; protein folding. Gene Ontology annotation, cellular component: nucleus; cytosol.
UCUAACGCUAACUUCAGUCAGUUGAUCAGUUGUCCCGGUAAAGUCGUAGAUAGGUGGACUUCUUAUUUAUUUGAAAUUUAAAAAAUAGCUUCAAAAUGACUGAACAGACAUUACCUCCACCCGUUAUGUGGGCCCAGAGAUCUGCAGUAGUCUUUUUAACGAUAAAUUUAGAAGACGUUAAAGACCCACAAAUUAAAUUUAGCAAAGACUCGGUAUUCUUCAAAGGAACGGGUGGUGUAGAAAAAAAAGAUUAUGAAGUCACAAUAUCAUUGUACAAAGAAAUAGAUCCAGACAAAAGUAAAAGCUUUAAUAGGGAAAGGUGUAUCGAAAUAGUCCUAGCUAAAGCCAACCAGGACGAACCUUAUUGGCCCUAUCUUACAUCAGACAAGAAAAAACAUCAUUGGUUGAAAUGUGAUUUUAAUAAAUGGCACGAUGAAGAUGAUUCUGGCGAUGAGGGUCUCGGAGGAAUGGGAGGGGGAGAUUUUGAGGAAAUGAUGCGUCAAAUGGGAGGACUAGGAGCUGGUGGUGGCAAACCUAAUUUUGAUGACUUAGAUGCCGAUGAAGGUGGCGAUUCGGAUGAUGAGCCCAUUCCUGACCUAGAAUAGUUCUUUUUCUAAAGGAAUACUUAUACAGUUUUUUUGUAACUUUUUUUUUGUUUACGAUUAUUGUUAAGUUAUUAAUAAAGUUUUAGUGGUAAUACUAGCUACCUUCCUUUCACUAUUAAUGACUUUUUUACCAAAUAUGUCAGUCAAUAUAGUUGUUUUUAGUUGAAAUAACUUGGUAGAUUUGUGGAAUAUGUUAAUUGUAAGAUAUUUUUAAUUAAACGUGGAAAAACUGCCAAGAAGUUUCUUAUUUUGUAUUCAGAAUUUUUGAAAUAUAAAUAUUCUAGUUCA